AUCAAACGAGAGUUUUUUGAAUAGAAUUUGCAGUGUAGAAAUCUACUACAUUGUAAAAACCUAUUAUUGGCGCAGUCGGUAAACCAUAUAGAGCAAGGAAGUUCUUAUUUCAGUGAAUUAAGAAAGGAAUCCGGUAAAACAAGAAACUACAAAAGGAUACGGGAGAAGAAAUGGCGACAUCAGAGCAGUCUGUACAACAAGGACCAGUAGGAAACAUAAUGGAAAUCAAAUUCGACCCGCUUACAUUCAUUAAAAGAAUGGGUGAGUAUAACGGUGAAAAUACUGCAGAACUAGUACAAUUUGUGAACAAAGUAGAGUUGUUAUUACAUAGCAUGAAUAAUUACUCUAUACAAUCGCAGAAGUUUAUCGUGUUACAAAUUCGUGAUAAAAUAGUGGGUAAAGCAAAUACUACACUAUUGUGGUAUAGCAUCGAUACAACGAAUUGGAAUGAAAUCAAAAGAGUUUUAAUAGAAAAUUUUAGUGAAAGAAAUACCUUCUUACAAUUACAUGAAAAGGCAGAAAAAGUAAUUCACAAAAAUAUUACACAAUUCUAUAACGAAUUAUCGAAUGUAUUAACGCGUAUGAAUAAUAAGUAUCAUUUAUAAACAGAAAGAUUAAUAGAUAGGACUCCGGAAAGUAAUGAAGAGUCAAUUUUAAAUUUGUUUGAAGAAAAGAUACCCAUUAAUGCAGCGAGCAUUUUAAUAUCACGUAACAUAAAAACACUAUUUGAAGCAUAUUGGUUGUUAGAACAAAACAACUGGACCAGAUUCGAUAAUAAAUACAAAAAUUUUUAAAAUAAUACAAAUUUUAACAAAAUGAAUUAUAUUCAAACAAAAGGCAAUAGUCAACAAUUUAAUGACUAUGCUCUAAGAACAGGAAAUAAGAGGCAAAAUUUUCAGUAUAAUAUGCAAAUAAAUAAUAUACAACAAAAUACAAAUCCUAAUAAUUUUCAACACAACGUGCAACGUGAUAAUUUUCACCAUAACGUGCAACGUGAUAAUUUUCAACAUAAUGAUUACCAACAGAAUUUCCAAACGCUAGCACAAUUUUCAAGGGCAAAUAAUAAUACAAGACAGUCAAGAAGACAGCUAUUUGAACCAAUGGAAGUGGAUAAUGUGUUAAUAGAAAAUUUUCCGAAAACAGCCUCGUAGGACGAAAUAUACCCAUGAUGGAAGUAACAACAGGAGGAGUUAAAGUGAAAUUAUUAAUAGAUUCAGGAGCAGAAGUUUCAGUUAUAAAACCAGGAAUUUUUCCAAGAGUGUUAGAAAGAAGAUUUAGAACACAAAAGAAUGUUAUAACCGGAAGACAACAGGAAAUAGUAGACAGAUACAUUUCGACUUGGUUACCUAGUGAAUUUAACGACAAUAAAAAACGAACAAUAACAUUUUUAGUAACAAACGUUUUUAACAAUAGAAAAUAUGACAGGAUAUUAGGGAAUGACGUUAUGAUUCCGUUAGGAGUAGAAAUUGCGUACAAAACAAAUACUUUAAAUGUAAAUGGA
Messenger RNA from Ceratitis capitata (Mediterranean fruit fly), 1501 nucleotides. RefSeq lists its product as uncharacterized. The coding region runs from base 171 to 605 and encodes 144 amino acids. The record is from RefSeq and is a predicted model, not a curated record. The transcript has 2 exons. Lineage: Eukaryota; Metazoa; Arthropoda; Insecta; Diptera; Tephritidae.